AUGGGACCCUUGCACUAUGAAACCCUCCUGGGCAGCAGAGUUUGUGUCCACCUGACAGCAACUGCCUGGGCCUGUGGGGUUCUCUAUGCUCUGCUGCACACAGCCAAUACAUUUUCCCUCCCCCUCUGCCAGGGCAAUGCUGUAGACCAGUUCUUCUGUGAAAUCCCCCAGAUCCUCAAGCUCUCCUGCUCCUCAUCCUACCUCAGGGAACUUUGGCUUCUUGUGGCCAGUGCCUGUUUAGUCUUUGUCUGUUUCAUGUUCAUUGUGGUGUCCUAUGUGCAGAUCUUCAGGGCAGUGCUGAGGAUCCCCUCUCAGCAGGGACGUCACAAAGCCUUUGCCACCUGCCUCCCUCACCUGGCUGUGGUCUCCCUCUUUCUCAGCACUGGCUUCUUUGCCAACCUGAAGCCCUCCUCCAUCUCCUCCCCAUCCCUGGACCUGGUGGUGUCAGUUCUGUACUCAGUGUUGCCUCCAGAUGAGUGA
This is a messenger RNA of Dryobates pubescens (Downy woodpecker), 480 nucleotides long. Its product is annotated as olfactory receptor 14A16-like. Bases 1 to 480 code for a protein of 159 amino acids. Lineage: Eukaryota; Metazoa; Chordata; Aves; Piciformes; Picidae. Gene Ontology annotation, molecular function: olfactory receptor activity. The transcript is spliced from 3 exons. Gene Ontology annotation, cellular component: membrane. The record is from RefSeq and is a predicted model, not a curated record. Gene Ontology annotation, biological process: G protein-coupled receptor signaling pathway.